Molecule: messenger RNA, 555 nt
Organism: Alternaria arborescens
Lineage: Eukaryota; Fungi; Ascomycota; Dothideomycetes; Pleosporales; Pleosporaceae
Exons: 2
Coding region: 1-555 (184 amino acids)
Source: RefSeq, a predicted model, not a curated record
AUGGGGCUCGCCAACCUCAUCGCAGAUGCCAUGAUUAUUGUAUUGCCAAUGCCAUAUCUCUACAACUUGCGACUGGCUUGGCGCAAGAAGUUAGCCGCAAUGGCCCUACUUAGCAUUGGCAUAGGAACUUGGACUAUCACUAUAUGCCGACAAGCACUGCUGCCCGGCCUAGACUUUACGGACAUGACGUACAGCGGUGUGCUUGUCAUAAUGCUCUCUGGCCUCGAGCCGGCUGUCGCGAUCGCUCUGCCGUGCAUUCCCCUUACGCGACCCUUAUUCGACAGAUCAACCAAGACCACUCGUUCCAGCUACGCUAGCAAGCGGACUAGUUUUUUCUCGAGGAAGGGAGGCAGAACACAGGAUUUCGACCCGACUGCCACGUUCUCAGAAUUGGUGGGCAACCAACAUACUUCUUCGCCACUUGAGCUGCAGUCUAUCAAGCCUUCACAGAUUGUUCGCAUCUCGUCUGUUUACGAGCACCAUAAACAGCAGAUACCAGCGAGUCCAAACCACGCUAUCACAGUUGACACGAAGUGGGAAGUAAGAAGAGACUGA